This is a messenger RNA of Anopheles moucheti, 2831 nucleotides long. Its product is annotated as leucine-rich melanocyte differentiation-associated protein-like. Gene Ontology annotation, biological process: melanocyte differentiation. Gene Ontology annotation, molecular function: protein binding. Bases 1233 to 2108 code for a protein of 291 amino acids. The record is from RefSeq and is a predicted model, not a curated record. The transcript is spliced from 4 exons. Lineage: Eukaryota; Metazoa; Arthropoda; Insecta; Diptera; Culicidae.
UACAAGUGACGAAUGAAGCGAAACGCACGCCGUGGUUCGAACGUUCCAGGGGUUUCCUGUCGGGUGUAAUAUGAUGCAUUCGUUCACCAAGCGCUUGUCGGCACACGAUUAACAAGGCCCAGUACAAGGCCCAUUCGCUACAUACAUUGGGCUGCUGCUCGUAGUAGUACGGAGAAGAUCAAGCCUGCGCUGCAAACAAAUUAUUUAAAACAAUAAAAACACGCAUCCCCGGCAACUGAUAAGCCACCGGCGAGGUACGGUUUGCCGGUACUAUUAUCGUACCAACACUGCACAAGAACAAAGUGACAACAUCGAGCCGAAAUUACCGUUCGCUUGAUUAUGAUGCUGAACAGUGCUGGAUGAAUAAUCAACGUGUAGCAGUGUGCACAGCAUCCGAGCCUUCCCAACAAUGUCGCUAGGGAUUUAAACCAGCGUGUCCGAACGUGUGCAGGUGAAGAGGAAGUAUGUGCGUGUGUGUGUUGGUGUUGGGCCCUUUCGCCUUUUACAAAACACGAGCAAGUUCAACCGAGCGAAGAAAUCUCAAGAAGCGACCACGAUAGAGAACGUAUAGCGCUGGGCCACCGUAUUACUGAUAAGAGGCCAUCGUCGGCGGUGGUCAUAAUCGUGCAUUAAGCGUGUGGGCAAAUAUGUGCUUGGCCAUCAGCGCGAAGAAACACCGCUAGUGAUCGUGUGCGUACAACCGGGUGAUGAAUAGACGGUGUAAUCGACCGCGCGCGCCCUAGCGUCACUCUCGCUCGCACGAUCAUCGACCAGUAUCAUCAGCGAUCGGUUUAGCGAUGCAACAGCAGUGCAAAUAAUAGCCCGUACUCGAUGUCCGGUGAUGCCAUUACAAUACCCCAACCGGUCAAGAAAGGAUAGUGUGUGCGCUGGGAGAACCGUCUAGCAGCUUCUUGCUAAGAAUCCGCCCGUGAAAACGUUCCGGUUCGCCAGACCCGUGAUCGUGCGUGAUCGUUUCGACACUGUCCGCGGAGGAGACCGUGAACUUCCCUAAUCGGUUUUCCACCACCACACGUAUUGUUUUAGGUGCGUUCCAUUGUUUGACGUACCACAGGCGCGUGCGUUCAUUAUCUGUUCAGCCCAUCAUUGCCCGGGUGCAGUUUGUCAACGUCCCUGGCGGUAUCGUUGCUUCCCGGUGGAAAUCUUUUCACACCUAGCGUGCGUGUGUGUGUGCUUUGAGUUUGUUCUCGAGUGAGCCAGGUUCGGUUGUGCCAAUGUUACUAACGCAGCUGGAGAUUGCAGUCGGAAAUCCAACGCUCAAGCGGAAGUAUAGUGGGGACUACGGUGCGCUAAAGAAAAAAAUGGAAGCCAUCAACUGGAACAAAAUCAUGUACAUCGCACAGGAGGAAAAGCUUCUAUACUUUGAUCAGAAAACGUACCGACUUCCGGAAGCGAUCGUGACGAUGUACGCCGACCGGGUACAACAUCUCGACCUUAGCCACAACAAACUGUCGUCCUUCGAUGCACUGGAACGGUUCCCACUGCUGGUGGAGCUCGUACUGGACAACAACUACCUAACGGAUGAGAUUAUCUUCCCCGCGCAGCUGAACAAUGUGAAGUUGCUCUCGUUGAACAACAACAAGUUUAAAAAUUUGGAUCUAUUGCUCACGAAGCUUUCGCUCUGCUUUCCGGAACUGGAAUAUCUCAGUCUGCUGGGCAAUCCCGCCUGUCCGUGCCAUCUGCUGAACCUGAAGUAUACGGAAUACGACUAUCAGAAAUAUAGACUGUACAUCAUCCGACACCUUCCGAAACUUCGCAUUCUGGACGGCCAGAGAGUAAAGAAGAUGGAACGAGAUUUCGUACGCUGCCAGUUGGAGAACUACGGUGAAACGCUAGACCACGACCCGAAUACCGUUUCCGGGACGGCAAAACAGCAGCAAACGAUCCGGAAGAGCAACACGCUGAAGCAUUUGUACACGACCGUCAGCAGUGGGUUGGGACUGCGCCGAAAAACGAUGCCCGUGUACAGCCCGCUGCCGGAAACGUUGCGCGAGGUCGGUGAUCAUCGGGGCGCGUACGGGCGAUGCCGUUACCGGUACGUUGGCGCACAAUCCGAGGGCAACCGGUUCAUACUCAACAAUGACUUAUGAGUAGCGGAUGAGCAUUUUUAUUCUUUGUGUAUAAGUGUGGUUUUGUUGGUUUUAAAUUAACUUUAAGAAAGAGAAAACAUAUCAUAUAAAGGGAAAGAAAAAAUGGAAUUUACGACUACGAAACUGUGGCCGCCAGUUAGUUCUUUCCCACGCCGGUCAGCUCCUGGAUGCUCUUGAUCAGCAGUGCGUUGUAUUCCUUGUGGUUCACCGGUGCUGCACUAACGGCUGUCGUUUUGUUACGCGGCUGCUCACCAAAGUACUCCACCUUCGUGCGCAGCUUGAACACGAACGAUUUGAAGCUGAUCGCUGAGAACAGCUUUUCCGCUUCCUCCUUCUGGUAUUCGAGGCUACUACCAAUUUCCUGCGACGAUUUGCCCAGCAGCUCCUCGGCCAGCUCCGUAAACACCGUUAUCCAGCGAUUAGACGUCCAGUCACCGAUGAGCAUCUGAAUAAACGGUAGAGCAAAAGCGAGGGGAUUAUUAUUGUGUGAACGGAGGGACGCAUCAAUGGGUGACUUACAUUCACCAACAGCCGGUACUUGAAGUUCGGGAACUCGGCAUUACACUUCUCACACCGGUACUGUCCAUUCUCCUGGUCGAUCACCUUCUUGUUGCAUUCCGCCUGCGGGCAUGCUUUGUACACGGCGUUGGCCGACUUGAUCGUGUGUAUCAUUGCCUUCACCUGGAAGUAAUCGGGCUUAUCGCCGGCACCAAGAUUUCGGUC